Messenger RNA from Haliotis rufescens (red abalone), 2594 nucleotides. RefSeq lists its product as uncharacterized. The record is from RefSeq and is a predicted model, not a curated record. The coding region runs from base 19 to 795 and encodes 258 amino acids. The transcript has 2 exons. Gene Ontology annotation, cellular component: actin filament bundle. Gene Ontology annotation, molecular function: filamin binding. Lineage: Eukaryota; Metazoa; Mollusca; Gastropoda; Lepetellida; Haliotidae. Gene Ontology annotation, biological process: regulation of chondrocyte development; actin filament bundle organization.
CUGGCUACGUCAGUCAACAUGGCCAACGGCUGCUACCAACCAGAGAAGUAUGUUUGCACCUACCACAUGUAUAUUCCGGCGUUUUCGGAGAGGCGGGUCGUAGGCAAGUCCUAUCUGAAUGACAAUGUCGCUUGGUCGGAGCCUGUGGCUAAAAAUAGCCAUCUCGGCUCGAGCAGACGAGUUGAGGAGUACAGUGGGAGACGGUCGGUCGCGAAUUUAAGGACAGACACGAAAAUGGUCCCUGAACAAAUAUCCGAAACAGUAGCCGUUGUGAAAGUUCCUAAUUACGAAGAGAAGUAUGUUGGAAGUGUGCUGGACCUGACUGCCAUGAAACGCUACAAUGACAAGGUGUGCUUCGAGCCGGCCAUGACGCCCGUGCAUUUCGCUCAGACUCUUAUUUGCUACAAAAACUCGACUCGUAAGAGAUUUGUGAGCCGAACAUUUUAUGAACCGAGAGUAAAGCCGAAACGUUUUGCCGAGACGACGAUUGUCUACCCAAAGCAUCCGGAGAAGAGUUUUGUGAGUUUUCUGGAUUAUCACAUCGACGAAUGUAGGAAGUGGUUUAAAACAUGCAUGGAGUUUAAGGCCAAGACCUACACGACAACAAAGAUAGGUUUGGGAAUGAAGAAAGACACGCAUGUUAACAAAGUUAACGAAAGCGACAACUCGCCAGGUGCAUCACAGGUGUUUAUUCCCCGCUUCAACAACGAUGGUUCAUCGUACGAAAGAAAAUUCAAGUUUGCUCUGAAACCAGAUAUUAACCAAAACACGAAUGGACCCAUCAACGGAUAUUGAAACAAGCUGUGUGUAGGUUAUAAUAUUGGAAGCUAUUAUUACGGAUACGUGACGAACGCCGUGAAAGUGUGUGAACAAAGGAUGACAAGUGUUAUUAGUUGUUUGUUAAUACGGUAUGCGUCAACAUGACCUUAGGUCACGAAUUCAAACAGUUUUGUUGAGAAAUGGAUUACCGUUUUUUAAACUAUUCGUCGCCUUUGUUGCCAAAAGUUGAUAUACCACACCAAUAUCAAAGAGAGAGUGUUGUGUACAUAUGAAGAGGAUUCUGUCUGUCCGCCACAAUGUGGUGGCGUUAUGUGUUGGUGGGAGCGUCGAUAUAUGGCUUAUUAACAUAGCAUCAAGGAAGGGGAUUUAUGUAGCCAGGCAAGACGUUUUCCUCGUAACAUUAUACUCAUCCACCAUCGACAUGAAUAUUCAUAUUGUCAAAAUUAUGCAACACGUUUUUACGUGGAUUAACAUGAAAUGACAUUUACGACACCGCUGUAGACAUAUAUAUUUAUAUCACUUAUGUAUCAUGUAUAUAUCAUGUACGGUUGUGACUAGAAUUUAGAAUUCCUUUGUUUAGUCAUCACACCUCUCUUCAUGUACCCGCUGUCUUAAGGCCAGUUAAAAUAUAUUCCUGUUGUUGUUUUUUAAAUUUGACUGGGGGCGGUUGUACAGUCUGGAGGUUAAGGCGUUCGCUCGUCACGCCAAGGACCCAUGUUCGAUUCCCGACAUGGGUACAAUGUGUGAAGCCCAUUUCAGGUGUCCCCCUCCGUGAUAUUGCUGGAAUAUUGCUUAAAGCGGCGUAAAACUAAAUUCACUCACUCAAAUUUGACGGAGUUUCAAAUCUAUGAGCGAGCCUGCUUUUUUUGUACCAGAUGACCUUCUGGCCCGCCCCCGUAGUUCAAGGUUUAAGAAGUCAAAAUCAGGUGAAAAAGAAAUGGGUUUUUUCCGAACAGUGCUGAAAACGUUUUUGGAAAACAUACAUGGGCAGGUAGGUCAUGAGAAAUAAGACAUUUAUUUUGACAAGCGUAACCUUGCGACUGACUAGCAUUACGUUUAAUAUGCUUCUAAUUGCCAAGAGCAGGUCUCCGAUGCGUGAAACUUAACAGGACCACAAUUCUUAACAAAAUAGGCCCCAUGGCAAUAUAGUUCCGCCAAAUCUCAUCGUUUUCUUAUAUAUAUAGGUUACUUCACCCAAUAGUUGGCAAGUCAAUCUGUAGCUCUGGUGUUUGUUAAAACUUUAAAAAAAAAUUCAUUUAUAUAUCCUAGUCGCCAUUGAUAAUAUACUGCACAGACCACUUUAAGUUUUUCAAAAGGCUAUACGUCGUUUCUAUGUACACAGUUGGUUGAAAAGACGAUAUCGUUUCGGUCUCCUAACGACAGUGCUAUGGUGAAUGAUGUAUACAAACUAGUACUCGUUUAUUAUGACACCACGAUGCCUGUAAUCUAAUUGAUUUGAGGUAAUCGGUCAUGUGUGAUUAAUACUGGUCUCUGGUGUAUUCAUAGACUUCCAUUAUCUCUCGGUGGAAAGAUCCAGGUCGACUUGUUGAAGGUGAAGAUUCAACCCUCUGGGCUUGAGCCUAAUGUAAUGGAUGCAUGUUUACUCAUGCAUUUAGUUAAAAUUGUUCUGCCCCAUUGGGAUAGAUUUAAACCAUUGACUUUGUCAAAACAUUAGAUUGAUCUCAGUUUUAAAUGAACUGCUUUCAAACAAAGAUACGACCCUUGUAUUUUAGACACAAGUCCGCCUGACCAAUGGUCUGUAGUUUAGGUCCAAACUCUUCAAAGCAACGCCCACUCCACCUUUUAGACCAACA